Molecule: messenger RNA, 10041 nt
Organism: Felis catus (domestic cat)
Lineage: Eukaryota; Metazoa; Chordata; Mammalia; Carnivora; Felidae
Gene: PIK3CA
Product: phosphatidylinositol-4,5-bisphosphate 3-kinase catalytic subunit alpha
Exons: 21
Coding region: 3560-6766 (1068 amino acids)
Biological process (GO): phosphatidylinositol-mediated signaling; cell migration; phosphatidylinositol-3-phosphate biosynthetic process
Cellular component (GO): phosphatidylinositol 3-kinase complex, class IB; plasma membrane; cytoplasm
Molecular function (GO): 1-phosphatidylinositol-3-kinase activity; 1-phosphatidylinositol-4-phosphate 3-kinase activity
Source: RefSeq, a predicted model, not a curated record
GGCUUUGAGUUUGAACUAUAUUCUGUAGAUACUAGAAAUUCACCAUAUUAUUUUAAUUGAGUAGUGAUGUGAUUAGGUAGAUGUUUUAGGUAGCCAGUAUUCCUCACACUGGCUAACUAAUUGGGGAGGGAAGAAGCUAAAUACUGUGCUUUCACGGCUUUUUGCCUUAGUUCAUACAGCACUUAGACUGCUGCUCAUUUUGUACCAGUCAGAAAACCUAUCAUUCAUUAAGCACCUUUCCCUUAAGCGCAUACAUAUGCUUUGUCCUGUAAUUACUAUAUUCUGCUUUUCAGAUUGUAAGGUAUUAGAACUCUAUUCUUUUCACCUUCAUUUAUAUACACAUCUGAAUGAUCUUUUCCCUCUUCUUUUCCAUCAGUCAUCCCUUCACUUUAAUUGCCAGUGUCUUAUAGAUAGCAAUUACUUUAUGAAGGCUUGUUGAAUUAGAGACCUGUCAUUUUUCCAUAUGAGAACUCAUUAGGGUUCAGAAGUGAUAGAGAAGAUGCCCCCCCAAAGUGAUGCAUUUGAGGGUGAUUUAAUGGGUGGAAGUGACAUCAUGCAAGAGAAGUUGAGAACUCCAAAGGGUCCAGCCUUGGAGAUUGAGAGAGUGGUGGUGUCAUGAAUAAACAGAGUAAGAGGUACCAACAAGAAAAACAAUUAAAAGAGGCCAGGAAAAUAUCCUAGAAAGAUUAUUUUGACUUUUAUUGGGGAAAUUUGGGGAGAGAUUUUAAAUCAUUUAAAACAUCAAUAGUUCCUUACCUUUGUAACUUUUACCUUUCAAUUAUGAAGAUAUUUUAAGACAAGAUAUAGAAUACGAACCUGAGAACUUCCUAACAUUUAACAUUAUGGAAAUAAUCCACUUUUAGACUGUUCUCUACAUUAUUGCAGUGACUUUGUAAUAGAUUACUCAAAUAGUGAAGGGGAGGUAGGGGUGUGUGUGUGUGUGUGUGUGUGUGUGUGUGUGUGUGUGUGUGUCUGUAUUUUGUCCUGGGAAGAUGACAUUAUGAUUAUGACAGGACAGAACAAAAGAGCAGUACUGAAAAUAGUUAGAUUAAAGGUUGUUUUUCUGUCACCACACACCAGAUAUGUAGAGUAGUAAAAGCAGACAGAUGGACAGUUCUGCUAGUUUCGGAGUGUUCGAAUACAGAAAAGAAACAUUCUGUUCCAUUUAUUCAGAAAAGGAAUUUCUAGGCUAAAUUACUGGUUUCAGUAAUAAGUUUCAUAUUCUGACCAAAGAAACAUUUUUUUUUUACCCUGGGGAUAAUGACUCAUGCUCUUCUCAGAAUUUUGCUUUUGUGUAAACUAAAGUGCAGUCAUAAAUACAGCACUGUUAUUUGGAUCUUAGUGCUAAUGAUACCAUUGUGAGAGACUAGUGAUGGGUAAGAACACUAGUAUUGUAAAGCCAAUUGAAACAAAGGGACCAAGCACAGGUUUUAAUUAGCCGAUUCCUAGGGACGUUAAAGUAGAUUUUUUUAAACUAAUAAGCUAAUUAUUGUGGUUUUGUUAAUUAUGCUUUAAAAAUAGAGCCCAUACUUUUAUCUUAAAAGAAAAAAACCCAUCAUUUUGAGGUUGAGAUAAAAGGUGAAUUUCUGAUUUCCAGUAUUGACACUGGGAAUACUUUAUAGAAUUUUUCUGUGCCUUUUUUUCUUAUGCCCCACCAAAUUGGUAUGAGACUAUCAAACUGUGAUCCCUUAGACCAUGAAGCCACUGUCAAAUGAUAGGAAGUAUAAGCAUUGACUAGAUGAAGUUAAAAGUUUAGACAGUCCAGUUUUAGUUUAACCUUAAUCUUACAAUUUUAGAAAUAGCAGUUUGAAUGUGCUCUUUACCGUAAUAGAUGCUUUCACUUUAAAUUUUCACCUAAGCAUUCUCCAUCACGUAUCCAUCCCUGUAGUAAGCAUUACUGAGCGCAGACUCAAAAGUCCCUUUUAUCAUCCCCCACAAUCUCUCUCUUUGCACACUCAUUCCCUUUCUUGAGUAUUACUCCAUAGUGAGGGUCCAGAAUUUUAGCCCCUUUAAAUUUUCUUCUUCAAACUUUCUUACAUCUUUCUCUGUGCCUUUAAUUUCAGCAAGAUUACCUAAUACAUUAUAAUGUGUGAAGUAGUUGUUGGGAUAAUAGACAGUUUAAUGACUUAGGUUAAAUAACUAGUUCCUGUCAGUCGAUACAUUUUCUAAGGAAGCAGUUUAACUUAAUGAAUUAUUAUAAGGUAUUUUUUAUUGUUUAAACUAUAUACCUUAAGUGGUCAACUGGUGACAUUGAACAUCAAUGAAUAAAAUAGAAAUACUGUAUGUACUGAUUGCUUAUGUUGCUAUUUUUACACAUUUACACCCAUUUCAAUUUGUCAUUCUCAUUGCUCUCAUUUUAAGGUAUAGCAACUAUAGUUUCCCAGACAUAUGGUGUAUUAUACUAUAUUAAGUAUAAGUUAACAGUAAAUGUUUAAAAUGCAAAGACCAUCUAAUAUAUCUCUUUCAUCAUUAAAUGGAUUCUGAAGUACUGUGCCCAUAUUAGAGUGGCUGAAAAAAAAUGAUUUUUAAAAAUGUUUGUGCUUCCAUGCCUCCACAUUGUUGUUGCUAUCACUCAUAGAACUCUUCUGUUCACAUGUCAGUAGGUGAUACUUGUGCUGAAAGUAAGCCCCUCUCUCUCUGAUUGCACUUCUGGGAGGUCUGUGUUCCUUUGCUUGCCAAACAGCUAUUCUGCAUUAUUUAAAAUUUUGCUUUAGUGAAAUAGCCUUUUUAUCAGAGAUCAAAUAUUGAAGGAUGAUAAAUCAUGAUUAAAGUUGGUCAAUAAUUCAGUGGAGUUUUUUGCCCUUACUAUUAAAUACUAAACUAUUCUGUUACUGCCAGAAAAUGGAGUGGAUGACAGAUUUGGGGUUUACAAUGUUGAGUUGGUCAAAAAUGAAAAUAAUACUCCAAAGCAAAGAGACCUUCUGUGAAAUAAAUCUGGUGAAUAUAUUGGGUCUGCUAGUACCCCCAGUCAAAGCUAGCUCUCCUUAUUGGACUGGACUAGACUGAACAUUUACUAUUUUGUCACUUGGGGGUUCUUUUCUCUUUGUCUGUGGUCACAAACUACUCAUUCUGAGGAAGACAGAACAACUGGAUCUACUGAGAAAUCUGUAGCUAACUCAGGUCUCACUUUAUAAUGGCAGUAGACUCAUCUUUUCACCAUUGUCAAGAAAGACCAUAUGGUUAAUUGGUGGAGUGCAGGCAGGUUUUAAUGCAUCUAGACACUAGCAGGCUACCACCAGAAGGAAUAGUAGUUGACUAGAAGCCCCCGUAGUAAUUAAACUAUGUCUUCAUCCUGUGACAUAAAGAAAUAAGAUAGCUGUUCAUUCUUGGUGAAUGUAGAAAACAAAAGGGAACGCUGUGAAGCACGUGUUUUCCCGAAGUUCAUCCACCCUCACCCAUAGUAGCAGGAAGACUUGGAAGAAGAUUGUUGAAGUAUUCAAAGCCAUGGAAAGGCUUGUGAAGGAAUUAAACUAUACCAGAUAAAUUUCUGCUUUGGGACAGCCACGCAUCUAAUUCCUUAAAACAGUUUUAUAUGUAAAACUUGUAAAGGAUCAGAACAAUGCCUCCAAGACCAUCAUCAGGUGAACUGUGGGGCAUCCACUUGAUGCCCCCAAGAAUCCUAGUAGAAUGUUUACUACCAAAUGGAAUGAUAGUGACGUUAGAAUGCCUCCGUGAGGCUACAUUAAUAACUAUAAAGCAUGAAUUAUUUAAAGAAGCAAGAAAAUAUCCUCUCCAUCAACUUCUUCAAGAUGAAUCUUCUUACAUUUUCGUAAGUGUUACCCAAGAAGCAGAAAGGGAAGAAUUUUUUGAUGAAACAAGACGACUUUGUGACCUGCGGCUUUUUCAACCCUUUUUAAAAGUAAUUGAGCCAGUAGGCAACCGUGAAGAAAAGAUCCUCAAUCGAGAAAUUGGUUUUGCUAUUGGCAUGCCAGUGUGUGAAUUUGAUAUGGUUAAAGAUCCAGAAGUACAGGACUUCCGAAGAAAUAUUCUGAAUGUUUGUAAAGAAGCUGUGGAUCUUCGGGAUCUUAAUUCACCUCAUAGUAGAGCAAUGUAUGUCUAUCCUCCAAAUGUAGAAUCUUCACCAGAACUGCCAAAGCACAUAUAUAAUAAACUAGAUAAAGGGCAAAUAAUAGUGGUGAUUUGGGUAAUAGUUUCUCCAAAUAAUGACAAGCAGAAGUAUACUCUGAAAAUCAACCAUGACUGUGUGCCAGAACAAGUAAUUGCUGAAGCAAUCAGGAAAAAAACUCGAAGUAUGUUGCUAUCAUCUGAACAACUAAAACUCUGUGUUUUAGAAUACCAGGGCAAGUAUAUUUUAAAAGUGUGUGGAUGUGAUGAAUACUUCCUUGAAAAAUAUCCUCUAAGUCAGUAUAAGUACAUAAGAAGCUGUAUAAUGCUUGGGAGGAUGCCCAAUUUGAUGCUGAUGGCUAAAGAAAGCCUUUACUCCCAACUGCCAAUGGACUGUUUCACAAUGCCAUCUUAUUCCAGACGCAUCUCCACAGCUACACCAUAUAUGAAUGGAGAAACAUCUACAAAGUCCCUUUGGGUUAUAAAUAGUGCACUCAGAAUAAAAAUCCUUUGUGCAACCUAUGUGAAUGUAAAUAUUCGAGACAUCGACAAGAUCUAUGUUCGAACAGGUAUCUAUCAUGGAGGAGAACCCUUAUGUGAUAAUGUGAACACUCAAAGAGUACCUUGUUCUAAUCCCAGGUGGAAUGAAUGGCUAAACUACGAUAUAUACAUUCCUGAUCUUCCUCGUGCUGCUCGACUUUGCCUUUCCAUUUGUUCUGUUAAAGGCCGAAAGGGUGCUAAAGAGGAACACUGUCCAUUGGCCUGGGGAAAUAUAAACUUGUUUGAUUACACAGAUACUCUAGUAUCUGGAAAAAUGGCUUUGAAUCUUUGGCCAGUACCUCAUGGAUUAGAAGAUUUGCUGAACCCUAUUGGUGUUACUGGGUCAAAUCCAAAUAAAGAAACCCCAUGCUUAGAGUUGGAGUUUGACUGGUUCAGCAGUGUGGUAAAGUUCCCAGAUAUGUCAGUGAUUGAAGAGCAUGCCAACUGGUCUGUGUCUCGAGAAGCAGGAUUUAGUUAUUCCCAUGCAGGACUGAGUAACAGACUAGCUAGAGACAACGAAUUAAGAGAAAAUGAUAAAGAACAGCUCCGAGCAAUUUGUACCCGAGAUCCUCUAUCUGAAAUCACUGAGCAAGAGAAAGAUUUUCUGUGGAGCCACAGACACUAUUGUGUAACUAUCCCUGAAAUUCUACCCAAACUGCUUCUGUCUGUUAAAUGGAAUUCUAGAGAUGAAGUAGCUCAGAUGUACUGCUUAGUAAAAGAUUGGCCUCCAAUCAAACCUGAACAGGCAAUGGAGCUUCUGGAUUGUAAUUACCCAGAUCCUAUGGUUCGAGGUUUUGCUGUUCGAUGCUUGGAAAAAUAUUUAACAGAUGACAAGCUUUCUCAGUACUUAAUUCAGCUAGUACAGGUCCUAAAAUAUGAACAGUAUUUGGAUAACCUGCUUGUGAGAUUUUUACUCAAGAAAGCAUUGACUAAUCAAAGGAUUGGGCACUUUUUCUUUUGGCAUUUAAAAUCUGAGAUGCACAAUAAAACAGUUAGUCAGAGGUUUGGCCUGCUUUUGGAGUCGUAUUGUCGUGCAUGUGGGAUGUAUUUGAAGCACCUAAAUAGGCAAGUUGAAGCUAUGGAAAAGCUCAUUAACUUAACUGACAUUCUCAAACAAGAAAAGAAGGAUGAAACACAAAAGGUACAGAUGAAGUUUUUAGUUGAGCAAAUGCGGAGACCAGAUUUCAUGGAUGCUCUACAGGGUUUUCUGUCUCCUCUAAAUCCUGCUCAUCAACUAGGAAAUCUCAGGCUUGAAGAGUGUCGAAUUAUGUCCUCUGCAAAAAGGCCACUGUGGUUGAAUUGGGAGAACCCAGACAUCAUGUCAGAGUUACUCUUUCAGAACAAUGAGAUCAUCUUUAAAAAUGGGGAUGAUUUACGGCAAGAUAUGUUAACACUGCAGAUCAUUCGCAUUAUGGAAAAUAUCUGGCAAAAUCAAGGCCUUGAUCUUCGAAUGUUACCUUAUGGUUGUCUGUCAAUCGGUGACUGUGUGGGACUUAUUGAGGUGGUUAGAAAUUCUCACACUAUUAUGCAGAUUCAAUGCAAAGGUGGCCUGAAAGGCGCACUGCAGUUCAACAGCCACACUCUACACCAGUGGCUCAAAGACAAGAACAAAGGCGAAAUAUACGAUGCAGCCAUUGACCUGUUCACACGUUCAUGUGCUGGAUAUUGUGUUGCUACCUUCAUACUGGGAAUCGGAGAUCGUCACAAUAGUAACAUCAUGGUUAAAGAUGAUGGACAACUAUUUCAUAUAGAUUUUGGACACUUUUUGGAUCAUAAGAAGAAAAAAUUUGGUUAUAAACGGGAACGUGUGCCGUUUGUUUUGACACAAGAUUUCUUAAUAGUGAUUAGUAAAGGAGCCCAAGAAUGCACAAAGACAAGAGAAUUCGAAAGGUUUCAGGAGAUGUGUUACAAGGCUUAUCUAGCUAUUCGGCAGCAUGCCAAUCUCUUCAUAAAUCUCUUCUCAAUGAUGCUUGGCUCUGGAAUGCCAGAACUGCAAUCUUUUGAUGAUAUUGCAUACAUUCGAAAGACCCUAGCUUUAGAUAAAACUGAACAAGAGGCUUUGGAAUAUUUCAUGAAACAAAUGAAUGAUGCACAUCAUGGUGGCUGGACAACAAAAAUGGAUUGGAUCUUCCACACAAUUAAGCAGCAUGCUUUGAACUGAAAUGAUAACUGAGAAACCAAAAGCUCAUUAUCUGGAUUCUAUACUGCACUGUUAAUAACUGUCAACAGGCAAAGACUGAUUGCAUAGGAAUUGCACAAUCCAUGAACAGCAUUAGAAUUUACACAAGAACAGAAAUAAAAUACUAUAUAAUUUAAAUAAUGUAAACGCAAACAGGGUUUGAGAGCACUAAACUAGUUCAUUUCAAAAUUAAGCUUUAGAAUAAUGCGCAAUUUCAUGUUAUGCCUUAAGUCCAAAAAGGUAAACUUUGAAGAUUGUUUGUAUCUUUUUUUAAAAAAGAAAACAAAACAAAAAAACCCCAAAAUAUAUAGAAAUGGUGGAGAAGGAAAAAGAAUGAUGUUCUUUUUUUGUCUUGCAAAUGUUCUAUGUUUUGAAAUUGUGGACACAACAAAGUCUAUUAUUGCAUUAGGUCCAAGGAAACUGAAGUUUGAUGUUAAAUUGCAUUAAGAUUAGAAAAUAAUGAAGAUUUCUUAUUUUUCCAUUGCUGUUCAAUUUAUAGUUUGAAGUGGGUUUUUUUGACUCCUUGUUUAAUGAAGAAAACUGCUUGGGGUGGAAGGGACUCUUGAGAUUUCACCGGAGACUUUUCCUUUUUAAUAAAUCAAACCUUUUGACGAUAUGGGGUCUUAUCUGCAAAGUUUUGGAAGCAGUCACAAAUGAGACCUGUUAUAAGGUGGUGUUUUUGGGUUUUGUUUUGUUUUUUUUUUUUUCUGGACAGUAUUUACAAGAAUCUGAUUCUUAUUUCCCAGGGAAAUUCUGGGCUCCCACAGAGUACAAUAAUCAUCAUAGAGAAAGAAUGAGCAGGAAAAGCUCUUGCUCCAGAAUUGUACAGUAUUCGCCUUAGGUUGAUUUUUUUUUCUCCUUUUGCAAUUGAAUUGAAUACAUUUUUCAUGCAUGUUUCCAGAAAAUAGAAGUGAGUAUUAAUGUUAUUAAAAAGAUUAUUUUUUUUAUUAAAGGCUAUUUAUAUUAUAGAAACUAUCAUUAAUAUAUAUUCUUUAUUUACAUGAUCUGUCCCAUAGUCAUGCAUUGUUUUGCACCCCAAAUUUUUUAUUGUCCGUAGCAGCAUGGUCAGCUUUUCUCUCGGUCCGUGGGUGAGGCUCAGGCACUAUCCCAUUUAUACCAAUGACUAGUGUAUAACUACAUAAGGAAAACAGAUUACAGUUCAUCCUCUUUCCUUUUAUUUCUGUUUUCAUAUGAAUCCCCCAUUUUCCACCUUCUUUUAUAGUUGAUAAUGCCUCAAUCAUGAAACUAGUUGCCAAAAUUGACACAAUAUAGCAUAUCUUCCUGAUUGCUUCAGCCCCUCUACCCAGGUAUGCUCAUGAAUAAUACUUUAUAAUAUGGGGGAAUAGAAACCAUGAACUUUCUACCUUCUUAGGCUGUUUAUGCAAUAUCUUGAUAAUAAAAGUAGGACCUUAAACCAUUUUAAGAUCAUGUCCCAUUUCCAAGCAGUUAGGGCUCACUCUUCAACUUUAUUAAAUUGCAUUUGAGUACAGGAUGCAUUCUUAAACACUUUGGAAAACAUUAACCCAAGAUGUAGGGGCUAAUGCUAGUCAUCACUCUAGAAUCUGUUAUUUUAGUCAGUAUUUGAAAUGAAUGAUUAAUGCCCUAGGAAAUAGCUUUAGCAAACGUCCAGGUGCCACACCAGAAAAAGUGCAAUAAUUUACUGACAGUUUUCUAGAUUAGGCAUAUUAUUGGAAUACAACUUUAUAAAAAGUGUACAUUAUAUACUCUAGUAAAACAGCAUCACUUAAAUGAUAAUUCACUUAUGAAAUCAGUUACCUAUAAUAGAAGUCUUGAAUAGCGAACAAGGGACUCUAAUACAAAUACUCUUAAUAUUUGGCUGUUUUAGAACCCUUAAAGGGCCUAAUUAUUGGAGAUUUAGGUACUUCACUAAAGCAUGUACAUAAUAUUGCCAACAAGAAAAAUAAAUUUGAAAAUUAGGGGAACUUACUUCUGUAAACUGUCUUGGAAUAGUUAAGAAGAAUUUAAACUCCCAUUUUAAGCAGGAAGCCAAAUAGAUUCUUUUGCAGAUAGAGGUUUCAUAACUUAUUAAAAUUUGUUUAACAUUUUGUGCCUUUUAGAUAUAUUCAGUUAACACAUGCUAACAUCCCAGUCUUUUCUAUGUCAGGGAUUAAUUACAGGAAAACUCAGUGAAAUGGUACAAAUCUGAAACUCUGAUGGUAGAAACUGGAGAUUUAACCGAGAACCACGUUUUUCCCGAGUGCCAAAAAAGCUUUGAGCUUCCUUGCACAAAAUGUAUAUAAUUUGUGCAUUUCUCACAUGAGCCCAGAUAGUUCCCUUCCCCUGGGACCUCUCCACCAUUAAAACACAAGCCACACAGCUUAUUUCAUCAUUUACAUUUAUUUUCAAUAGUUAUUACAACCAAGUUAAUUCUGUUUGAAGAAGCGUAGACAAAUUUUACUAAGAAUUAAGAUUCUAUAGGUUAAGUGAUUUCGCUAAAAGCAAAGUAAGUUUUAAACAAAUCCAAGCAGAGUUUAAGCAAACAACAUUAAAAAUAAGAAAAAAAGGCCAGGUAGUGCUCAGAAGGCAAAGAACCAAAAAUUGAAUUGAAUGCUACAUGGGGUGACUAAGAUGUCAAGUCAACGGUAAGCCGUUUCCAGGUAGUGCAGUGUCUGGUCACCACCCCCCCCCCCCCCAAUGGAUUGGUCAGUUCCUGUGGCCGACCAUUCUUGUCACUGAAUGUGGUAUAACCCACUGUUGACUCGACAGUCUCAUUUGGUCACUUGAGAAAUAACUUCCUUCAAUGACUUUCGGAGGAAAAAAAAAAAACCAAGCAGGUUUAAAGAACCUAAAGAAAAUAAAACCUAAUUUUAAACACAUUCUAGUAAGAUAUAAUCUGAAAAUCAUGUUUUAACUUUUUAUCAUAUUCUCAGCUAUACAGAAUCAUUUAUUUUGAAGAUUUUUAGACUGCUGUUAAUUUGAAAUCUGUUAAUCAUAUUGUAGAAUUUGGUUUUUAAAAAAGAUGUUUCUAAUUGGAUUUUUUUAAAGAAGAAUGGAAUUUGGUCACUAUUUUCUGAUAGAACCUAAGCUUUUUGUGGUUCUUAGUGUCCUCUGUAAAACUCAGUGUCAAAGUAAUCAACUUUGAGGUUUUCCCUUCUAAUCUGCUUUAUAUUAUAAGCCCUUUAGGAAAUGGGAACCUGGUGAAUAUACAAUGAAUUGUAAAAUAUUUUAAUGUGUAAUUUUUUCAACUGUGAAACUAUGACUAUUGGUUUUUGAUGAAAACAGCUGCUGAUAAAGUA